Parasteatoda tepidariorum (common house spider) is the source of this 779-nucleotide messenger RNA. NCBI's taxonomy places the organism in Eukaryota, Metazoa, Arthropoda, Arachnida, Araneae, Theridiidae. The record is from RefSeq and is a predicted model, not a curated record.
UUCAGUAAUAAGUCCAUUUCACAUUAAUAGUUUUUCAAGAGACAUCUCAACUUUCAACUGUCAAGUUUUCGGACGAAGUUAUAAAAAGAAGAAAAAUAAAAUCAAAACUUUCCCUUUAAAUAGGAAUGGUAAUUGACCAUUCUCUUUAGCUUUUCAUUGUUCAACAAUUGUGAAUUAUUUUCCUUCAAAAUGGCCUUUCAAGAAAUAAAUUAUAGUUUAACUGCCUUGUUGGAGAGCACAGAAGCAUUUCUUCAAAUCCUUCUUGGUGUCCCUGCAUAUAAAAAAACUAAAAGAUAUUGUUUGAAUCAUCCAUUUAUAGCUGCAGCAGUAUUGUCAAUUGCAUUUUUUUCUCUUGUACCUAUGAUGUUUUUCUUGGGCUUUAUCAUCACAACUCUUGCUUUUGCAUUACUGUGCUUUUUUUGUAUUGAAGGUUCUCUUAUUGCUAUAAGUGGUCUGAUUUUCAUUGGAGUUGUGUCCUUCAUUUCUAUUAUUGUGGCAACAAUUUUAUCAGGAAUGGCUAUUUUUGUGUGGGCUUUACAGAAGAUAGGGAUAAGCCUGAGACCUUACAAGUGUGCAUCUCAAAGUUUUACUAAUCAAAAUGAAGGAAACCAUGAAAUAAUUCACGAAGAGAAUUCAAACCAUACUGAAUGAACUGUUCUACCUCAUUAAUGAUCUGAUAUGUUCUUAAUAACCCUGUGAUCAAUGUUUAUGUAUUUAUUGUACUUUUCAAUAUUAAUGUAUUUUUAUACAGUAUUUUAUAUUAAACCUAUAUUUUUGUA